Zingiber officinale is the source of this 1366-nucleotide messenger RNA. Its product is annotated as probable RNA-binding protein 19. The coding region runs from base 257 to 1222 and encodes 321 amino acids. Gene Ontology annotation, molecular function: RNA binding. Lineage: Eukaryota; Viridiplantae; Streptophyta; Magnoliopsida; Zingiberales; Zingiberaceae. The record is from RefSeq and is a predicted model, not a curated record. The transcript has 8 exons.
AGAACACAUUGCAAGGAAGCAUGGUAUCAGGAAAAGUGAUCUCCUUGACAAUGAAGCAAAUGAUCUUGCUGUACGUGUAGCUCUAGCAGAAACACAUGUGAUAGCAGAAACAAAAAAGGCUCUGUCCAAUGCUGGAGUUAACAUUAAGGCAUUAGAAGAAUUUGCUUCUAAGAAGGCUGAAAAUUCCAAAAGAAGCAAUCACGUGAUAUUGGUUAAGAACUUGCCCUACACUUCUAAUGAAGGAGAUCUUGCUGGCAUGUUUGGAAAAUAUGGGAGUCUGAACAAAGUUGUUCUCCCACCUACAAGAGUCUUGGCCUUGGUAGUUUUUCUUGAAGCUGGAGAAGCUCGUGCUGCUUUUAAGGGUUUGGCUUAUAAACGAUACAAGGAUGUACCGCUAUACUUGGAAUGGGCUCCUACCGACAUUUUAUCUCCUAGCCCAAAGUUGAACAAUGAAGAACAAAACAAUGUAGUGGGUGAAGAAAAACUUAACAAAGUUUUAAUUCGGCAAGCUGUGGAAGGAAUAGCGGAAGAAGAAAUUGAUCCUGACAAGGUUGAGUCACGGUCAGUAUUUGUCAAGAACCUGAAUUUCAAGACUACCGACGAGUUACUAAGGAACCAUUUUAGUGACAAAAUGAAGAAUGGGACACUUAAAAGCGUAAAGGUGAAGAAGCAUGUUAAGGGUGGCAAGAAUGUCUCUAUGGGUUUCGGGUUCAUCGAAUUUGAUUCCGUGGAAACUGCUACCGAUGUAUGCAAGGAUCUACAGGGAACUGUCCUGGAUGGCCAUGCUCUUAUCUUACAACUUUGUCAUUCAAAGAAAGCCAGUGAGGCACCCAAAAACGAUGAGAAAAAUAAGAGCUCAACGACACUAAUGGUGAAAAAUGUUGCAUUCGAGGCAACAGAAAAGGAUUUAAAGCAGCUUUUCAGUCCAUUUGGUCAGAUCAAGAGCUUGAGGUUGCCAGUGAAGUUUGGUGGCCACCACAAGGGUUACGCAUUUGUCGAGUACAUCACGAAGCAAGAGGCCCAAAAUGCAAUGGAGAAUCUGUCGAGCACACAUCUCUACGGCCGCCACCUGGUCCUCGAACGAGCAAAAGAUAAAGAGACGAUGGAAGAUCUAAGAGCAAAGGCGGCUGCUCAGUUCGCAGAUGGACACAAUGUCCUGUCCAAGAAACGAAAACAAGAUACUUUGGCAGAGAAAGUCGAGAAGAUUGCAAGAAUAUUGUAGUUCUUCUGAAUGUGGUUGUAUCUGUUUUGCUCUACUUCUUAAAACUAAUUUAACAUGUAACAAAAAGAAAAUGUUGUAAGAAAUUUUGUUUGAAGUGUAAGUUGUGGUAAUUGUGAUUUUAAACCAUUUGCGGUUUUGUUUAAA